GUCAUUUGUGAAGGGGUGGAGCCGGUGGGGAGGAGGAUCGUCUGGGAAGGACGGCUAAAGACAGGUCUCCCCAAACCGCUCCAGGUGCCACAUUUGCAGCCUGCCUGUCUGUCUGUCGAGAACCUGCUCCCACUUCAGGCCCAGGCCAACCGUGUGCUGCAGAAAUGGGCUCUGAGCUGGAGACUGCCAUGGAAACCCUCAUCAACGUGUUCCAUGCCCAUUCGGGCAAGGAAGGGGACAAAUACAAGCUGAGCAAGAAGGAGCUGAAAGACCUGCUACAAACGGAACUCUCUGGCUUCCUGGAUGUCCAGAAGGAUGCAGAUGCUGUGGACAUGGUAAUGAAGGAACUGGAUGAAAAUGGAGAUGGGGAGGUGGACUUCCAGGAGUAUGUCGUGCUGGUGGCUGCUCUCACGGUGGCUUGUAACAACUUCUUCUGGGAGAACAGUUGAGCACUUGGCCCUAACCGGCAGUGUCCUCCUACUUGACCUGAUCAGACUUCCCCUUUAUCCUGCUUUCUCCUUACCCCAUCUACGCCUCAUGUCCCCAUCCUUGCCCGGUCCCAUACCAAGGGCACAAGAGUGUCGGUCCAGGUCUGCCAUUCACUCUAAUAAAGGCUUCCCUCACUAGCUGUCAA
Molecule: messenger RNA, 634 nt
Organism: Mesocricetus auratus (golden hamster)
Lineage: Eukaryota; Metazoa; Chordata; Mammalia; Rodentia; Cricetidae
Gene: S100a1
Product: S100 calcium binding protein A1
Exons: 3
Coding region: 165-449 (94 amino acids)
Biological process (GO): regulation of heart contraction
Cellular component (GO): sarcoplasmic reticulum
Molecular function (GO): S100 protein binding; calcium ion binding
Source: RefSeq, a predicted model, not a curated record